AUGCCGUAUGUGUGCGAGCGGCGACAGGAAGCCGUGGUGUUGCAUCCGGGCUCGCACACCCUCAAGCUGGGUAUGGCCACUGACGACCUGCCCGUUGUGAUGCCGCAUCUCGUGGCUCGUCGAGUCUACGACGGGGAGGGAACUGCCGUGCAGGAGCUCGACCAGGAAAGCGAGGAGAGGCAGGCGGCGCUGGAAGCAGCCCGGAGAGCUGGACUGGGGGCAGUGAUGGGCGAGGUGCCCCUCAAGCGCAAGUCCCUGGUGGAAGACGUGGAGCGCUUCAACGCGCACAACUGUACCGAGACGGUGACCUGGGCCGACGACUUUGUCUGGACCCCCACUGACCACCAGCCGUCCUUUCUUGUGGGCGCCGACGCACAAAAGGUGGGCCGGGGCCGCGGGUAUCGCCUGCAGCGGCCGAUCGUACGCGGCCGGUUCAACAUCCAAGAGGGCUACACGAUGCGGAUGGUGCUGGACGACCUGCACACGAUCUGGCAGCACGCGCUCAUCCACGAGCUUGGCCUCACACCCUCUGCGCAGAAGCGGGACUUCUCGCAGUACGUGGCAGUCCUGAUCGUGGCUGAUCUCUUCGAUCGGCGCGAAGUGCGCGAGAUGCUCAACAUGCUGGUCCGCGAGAUGGGGUUCGCGGGCGUCAUGGUGCUCCAGGAGUCCGUGUGCACCUCUUUCGGAUACGGGCUGGCGUCAGCGUGUGUCGUGGACGUGGGCGACCAGAAGACGACCGUCACGUGUGUCGACGAGGGCGCAUGCCUCCCCGAUUCCCGCGUCGCGCUCGACUACGGCGGCAGAGAUAUCGCCGACUGGCUGCUGUGGGUGGUGAAGCACUGGGGCCGCCACCACUUUCCCUACCGCGGGGCGAGCGUGGAGGACCCCCUCGACGAGAUGUUCCUCCACGACCUCAAGAAAGAGUGCUGCCACCUCCACAAGGCACGCACAGCUAACGAACGCACACGGCACACACGGCACACGGACCCUCCUGCCGCUCAUAUGUGGACGCGCGUGGAUCCGCAGGAUGAGCAAACGACGCAGAUUUUUUCGUUCUACGAGCGGCAACCGGGGCAGCGCACGCUGCUUCACCACAUCAACAUCAAUCAGGAGCUCAUCUUUGCGCCCUUGGGUCUCUUCCACCCCGACGUGCUCGCACUCCCCACCCCCCGCGGGACCAUGCAAGCCCUCAUCGCACCCUUGGCCGAUGCCUCCGUCAACGACGACAUCCUGCCCGAUCUAUCGGCCUCCACCGCCUCGUCCAAGAGCCAGCCGCGAUCGGGCCACGCCAAGGGUACGCUCUGGCUCUGCUUCGGUCUGACAUCAUCCUCGGGAUACCAACCUGGGACGGACACUGGCACCACAGGCCCAGCGUCCGAGGGAGCACCGGCCAAGGCAGCAGCAGCCGACCGAGCGUUGGAAACGGACACGCCGGCCCUGCUGGCCCUCCACGACGCCGUGAUCGCCUCUCUUGCUUCCAUCCCCAGCGCCAAGCGAGAGCAAAAGAAGAGGCUGUGUUCGGCUGUGAUCCUCGCCGGAGGCUCCAGCCAAUUUCCGGGUCUGCGGGAGGUCCUUGAAAGCAAGUACGCCACGCUCCAUCUCCUCCUCCAGGCGGCGGCUGCUGCUGCUGCGGCUGACAACUUGCUGGGCAUUUAUGAUCCCAAUCACAGGAUCAACGAGGCGGUACCGAGUAGCUGGGCGCAAGAGGACAACGUCGGGGAGGGCGGAAGAGCCGAGGUAAGCCCGGCCCGGCGUGGAAGCAGCAGCACGGCGGCCUGCGGUCCAGCCGUGGAGGUGUUGGCCAGCAGGCGCAAGGACAUGGAGCUCGACUCGCGCUUCCUGAGCUGGAAGGGCGGGGCCAUCGCCGCCUGCCUCGAAGCCACCCGCGAGCUGUGGAUCACCGCCGCACAGUGGUGCACCCACGGGGAGCGCCACCUGCGCGAACGGGCGGCGUUCUCCUGGUGA
Molecule: messenger RNA, 1965 nt
Organism: Acanthamoeba castellanii str. Neff
Lineage: Eukaryota; Discosea; Longamoebia; Acanthamoebidae
Product: actin subfamily protein
Exons: 9
Coding region: 1-1965 (654 amino acids)
Biological process (GO): double-strand break repair; regulation of DNA-templated transcription
Cellular component (GO): Ino80 complex
Source: RefSeq, a predicted model, not a curated record